Rosa chinensis is the source of this 4701-nucleotide messenger RNA. Its product is annotated as pentatricopeptide repeat-containing protein At1g06710, mitochondrial. The record is from RefSeq and is a predicted model, not a curated record. Gene Ontology annotation, molecular function: protein binding. The coding region runs from base 118 to 3063 and encodes 981 amino acids. The transcript has 5 exons. Lineage: Eukaryota; Viridiplantae; Streptophyta; Magnoliopsida; Rosales; Rosaceae.
AAAAAAAAAAAAAAAAAAUUGACAAACACAAAUUCCUAAAAAAAUUGAAGAACUGUUAAAAACCCCAGCAUAAACCCUGAAGUAACCAACCGCUCAUCCACACCUUGAUGACCCAAAAUGAGCAGAAGACACUUCAGCUCUAUACUCUUCAACUCCAUCUCUUCUUCUCCCCUUUUCUCUAGAAACUCAUCCCAAUCCUUCGUUUCUUCACUCAAAUCAUACCCACAAUGUCUCUUCUCCAGAUUCCUCUGCACCUCUCCGCCGGACAAUCUCGACGGCCUCCUCGAUCCCCAGGACUUCUCUACGCCGGAGACCCACUCUCUUUCCGCACAAGACUUCGCCUUUUUGCGCCACUCGCCGAAACUUGACCCCGAUAAGUGUUCUAACGACGCCGUUUUGAUUUCUAAUGCCAUUAGGAAUAGUUCUGAUUCAUUUGGGGAUGAAACCCACAAGUUUCUUAGGAGGUUUAGGGAUAAUCUGAAUGAAACUUUGGUGGUGCAGGUGUUGAGUCUUGUAAAGAGUCCUGAGUUGGGUGUCAAGUUUUUCAUUUGGGCAGGUAGGCAAAUUGGGUAUAGUCAUACUGCUUCUGUAUAUAAUGCAUUGUUGGAGUUACUGGAGUGUGGUAGUAGCGACAGAGUACCGGAGCAUUUUUUGCGAGAAAUUAUGGGUGAUGAUAGAGAGGUGCUUGGGAAGUUGCUUAAUGUGUUGAUUCGCAAGUGUUGCCGAAAUGGUUUGUGGAAUGUAGCUUUGGAAGAGCUUGGGAGGCUUAAGGAUUUCGGGUACAGGCCGAGUCAAGCAACUUACAAUGCAUUGGUUCAAGUGUUUUUGAGAGCUGAUAGGCUGGACACAGCGCACUUGGUUCAUGGGGAGAUGUUGGAGUUGGGGUUUAAGAUGGAUGAGUAUACGCUAGGUUGUUUUGGUCAUGCCCUGUGUAAAGCUGGGAGGUGGAAGGAGGGACUUGCAUUGAUUGAGAAGGAAGAGUUUGUUCCCGAUACUGUUCUUUAUACCAAGAUGAUUUCUGGGUUGUGUGAGGCUUCACUUUUUGAGGAAGCUAUGGAUUUGUUGAGCAGAAUGCGCUGUAAUUCUUGCAUUCCUAAUGUUGUAACCUAUAGGAUUUUGCUUUGUGGAUGUUUGAAGAAAAAACAGCUUGGCAGGUGCAAGAGAAUUCUUAGUAUGAUGAUCACGGAAGGUUGUUAUCCUAGCCCUGGGAUAUUUAAUUCUCUUGUUCAUGCUUAUUGCAGAUCAGGAGAUUACUCUUAUGCUUAUAAGUUGCUAAAGAAAAUGGUCAGGUGUGGGUGCUGGCCAGGCUAUGUGGUUUACAAUAUCUUGAUUGGUAGUAUCUGUGGACACGAAGAAUUACCUACCUUAGAUAUGCUAGACAUGGCUGAAAAAGCUUAUGGUGAGAUGCUUAAUGCAGGGGUUGUUUUAAAUAAGGUAAAUGUAAGCAAUUUUGUGCGAUGUCUUUGUGGCCAUGGAAAAUUUGACAAAGCCUACAAGGUCAUCAAUGAAAUGAUGAGCAAGGGUUUUGUUCCUGACACUAGUACAUACUCUAAAGUUAUUGGCUUUUUGUGCAAUGCCUCCAAGGUAGAACAAGCAUUAUUGUUGUUUGAAGAAAUGAAGCAAAACGGUGUUGUUCCUGAUGUCUACACCUAUACCAUCUUAAUUGAUAGUUUUUCUAAGGCUGGCCUUAUUGAACAGGCUCGGAACUGGUUUAAUGAAAUGGUAGGAAAUGGUUGUGCACCAAACGUGGUAACUUAUACUGCUCUUAUACAUGCAUACCUUAAAGCAAGGAAGGUGCCUGAUGCAAAUCAACUCUUUGAGAUGAUGUUGACUCAAGGUUGCAUUCCUAAUGCUAUUACUUAUAGUGCUUUGAUCGAUGGCCAUUGUAAAGCUGGAGAGACUGAAAAGGCUUGCCUGAUUUAUGCAAGAAUGAGAGGUAAUGUGGAAGUCCCUGAUGUUGAUAUGUAUUUCAAAAUUGAUGAUCAGAGUUUGAAAGAACCUAAUGUUCAUACUUAUGGAGCGUUGGUGGAUGGUUUAUGUAAAGCCCACAAGGUCAGAGAGGCCGGUGACUUAUUGGAUGCUAUGUUGGUAGAAGGUUGUGAACCUAACCACAUUGUUUAUGAUGCUCUUAUAGAUGGAUUUUGCAAGUCUGGGAAGCUCGAUGAAGCACAAAAGGUGUUUGCUAAAAUGUCAGAGCAUGGGUAUAGUCCAAAUGUGUAUACGUACAGCUCUUUGAUUGACAGGUUGUUCAAGGAUAAAAGACUGGAUCUUGUUUUAAAAGUCCUGUCUAAAAUGUUAGAAAACUCUUGUUCACCAAAUGUUGUUAUCUAUACAGAGAUGGUCGAUGGCCUUUGUAAGGUUGGAAAGACAGAUGAAGCUUAUAAGCUUAUGCUAAUGAUGGAAGAAAAAGGAUGUAAUCCAAAUGUUGUGACUUACACUGCGAUGAUAGAUGGCCUUGGGAAAGCAGGCAAAAUUGACAAAUGUCUUGAGCUCUUUAAAGCAAUGAGCUCCAAGGGUUGUGCUCCCAAUUUUAUCACCUACAAGGUUUUGAUAAACCAUUGCUGUGCAAUUGGUCUUUUGGAUGAAGCUCAUAAACUUUUGGAUGAAAUGAAACAAACAUAUUGGCCAAAGCAUUUGGCAGGCUACCGUAAAGUUAUUGAAGGUUACAACCGAGAAUUCAUAGCCUCACUUGGGCUUUUAAAUGAGAUAAGUGAGUGCGACUCAUUGCCAAUCGUUCACAUAUACAGAGUUUUGGUUGAUAAUUUUGUAAAGGCUGGAAGACUGGAAGUGGCUCUGGAGCUGCAUGAAGAGAUUUCUUCAUCUACUCCUUUUACAUCUGUGAACAAGGAUAUGUAUACUUUACUGAUCGAGAACCUAUCACAUGCAAAUAAGGCUGAUAAGGCACUGCAGAUGUUUGCAGAAAUGAUAAGGCUGGGUGGUUAUCCAGAGCUGAGUACAUUUUUCCACCUCAUCAAAGGGCUUAUUAAAAUUAAUAGGUGGGAUGAAGCUCUUCAACUAUCGGAUAGCAUAUGCCAGAUGGAUAUCCAAUGGGCUUCUGCGUGAAGAGACAUAUGACAGGAAGUAGUUUGUUUUCUACCCAAUGAUUGCUGUUCACUCGUUCACAGUCUGAUGACUCACCGCACAAUCUGAUGACUCACUGGACAAAACAUGGGCCCAAGGCUUAUGGCAGAUGGUGCUGAAUGGGCAUAUGAAGGUCACUGCUUUCACCUUGAUCAUCACAAGUAUGCUGCUGAUGUUGCUCAUCAAGUGCAAAGUUGGUUGGUGUUGAUUUCUAGGGAAGUUGUUGCUCUUUAGUUAAUCAUGUCUAGGUAGUGGUCUUUCCAAACUAUGUUUUGUUGAUAGAUAGGACAUGCAUGCAAACAACAUGCACAUACAUUUGUAUCAUUCCUUAGAGAACUCUUUAUACACCUUUGGGCAAUGGGGGCUCAGGUUAUGUGCAAAUUUCUCACUUCCCUGAAGGGUGAGGUAGCAGCAAUUGCUUCCGUGUUUGCGUGGGAUUUUAGUCCCUUUUUCUCAAUUUUUGUUUUUUCAAUUGUGAACUUACAUGGAGGCUUUAGUGAGCAUUUGGUAGGGUGUCAAUAGCCGAACCCUUGUCUGAAAUGGCCUAUGACAGUGUAAGUUACUAAGUUGUAAAUUCUUUCCCCAAGUACUUGUGGUUGAAGAAGUGUAUGCAUGUAACAUAAAUAUGAUUCAAGUCCUACUCGCUCAUCAUUCAGCUAAUUGAAUCUUUACCAAUUCAGUUUUAUCAUUUAAAUAAGUUUUCUUAUCUUGUUAUAUUUUGUAUUUGGAAGGUGAAAGAACAUUUGGGUAGAAGAAUGGAUGAGAUCCUGAAAAUUGAUUAAGAGGUUCUUUGAGUUUUCAUGGGAAUGUGGUCUUUAAAUUCUUAGAUUUUUACGUUCCUCGGAUUAUGGUUAAUUUUGUUGUCCAUUUUACCACUGUAGAACAAAUUCCCAUGAUUUCACUCGGAUAUCAGUUUAAUGGUGGGAGUCGGAGUCCUUGAGCAUAGCAUGAAAAAGGGGACAUGGGAAGACACAGUCAUCCAGAAUCUAUUUAGCAGCAGGUCCAGCCCACGAGAACUAGAACAGUCGAGGAAUCCAUCUGCUUGGUCCAAUGUUGAAGGUGUUAUCAUCCUCUAGGGCAUGCCAUCAGCAGGGCCACUUCCAUCUUCCAGAAAUGCGAAACCAAAAGAAGUCAGUAAGAAAGAGUGGUCUAGUUUUAGACAGGAUUAGGAAUCAACAUGGCAAGCUCCAUCAGAAUGUACAGUAUCUCUUGAUUACACUGAUUGCAUCCAUUCAGUAUGUGCCUCAUGCAUACAACUCCUUCCAAUUGAGAGUUUAGGUGAAACUGUGGGAAGGGUGAAUUGGUGUGAUGUACUAAUGAGAAUGUCAUGGAGCAAGGGAUUGGUUUCAUGGAAUAUCACGUCAACAACCAUAUGGUGCGUGCAGUCAGCUUAGGUUGUAUUUUGCAACUUGAAGACCAUGCAGAUUUGUAUUGAAAUGAGUUGGGAGUUGAUUUCUAUUCUGCACCAUUCAGUUGAGCACUUUUUGCUAGGUUUAACUAUGAUGUCGUAGUUGCAGAAUUUUUCAACUUGUUGUCUGGUAGUUCAAGCACUCACAAGCACCUAAUUAUGAGUUAAAACGUGUGCCCUAUGUCAGUUUGAGGGGAGAUUGCAAAUCACCA